CAACUGCUAAGAACACUAGUCUUGCUGUGCAAUUACUCAUCUGUUUUGCAUUCUGAAUCUUUGUAUUCAUCGGAAAGGUUUGCUUAUUUUGACUUGUUGAUCUUCAGGCUAUAAUAUGGCUGCUACUUCUUCUUGCUCUGCUAUCAUCCCUCGGGAGAAAUAUGAUGUAUUUCUUAGUUUCAGAGGCGAGGACACCCGGAAUACUUUUACCAGCCAUCUUUAUGAGGCUUUAUGUCGGACCAAAAUCCAAACUUACAUAGAUUACAAAUUGGAGAGAGGAGAUGAAAUCGCACCUGCCCUUCUCGAAGCAAUCAGUGAAUCUAAGCUUUCGAUUAUCAUUUUCUCCAAAAACUAUGCUUCUUCUGCAUGGUGCUUGGAUGAACUUGUGCACAUACUCGAAUGUAGAGAUAAACAGUUUGUUAUACCCAUCUUCUACGGGGUAGAUCCAUCAGCCGUACGCAAACAAUUUGGGAGUUAUGCGGAUGCAUUUGUUGAACAUGAGAAACGUUUCAAGGACUCAAUGGACAAGGUGCUCAGGUGGAGAAAGGCUUUGACAACAGCAGCCAAUAUAUCUGGGUUUGAUUCCCAAACAAUUAGGCCGGAGUCUGAUUUAGUUAAGAUUGUGGUCAAUGACAUUUUGGCGAAAUUGAAUUGCAAAUUGCAAAUCGCACGGGGUUUAGAGGGCCUGGUUGGAAUGGAAAAACACAUUCAACAAGUUAAAUUUUUAUUAUGUCUCAACUCACUGGAUGUCCAGAUUGUAGGUAUUUGGGGUAUGGGUGGUAUCGGUAAGACCACCAUUGCUGAGGUUGUAUUUGAUCGUCUCUCUUCUCAAUUCGAAGCUUGCUGCUUCAUUGCAAAUGUUAGGGAAUCGGAGGCGAAACAUGGACUAAAUGAUUUGUGGAAUCAGAUUCUUCGUAAACUACUGAAGGAAGAAAAUCUAUGUAUGGCCACAUCAUCUCUUGUCUCAAAUUUUGCAAGAGAGAGGCUUCGCCGUACAAAGGCCCUCAUUGUUCUUGAUGAUGUGAAUGAGUUUUCCCAAUUAGAACUUUUAGCUAGAGGUGAUUGCAAUCUGUUUGGCCCUGGAAGUAGAAUACUUGUAACAACCAGAAAUAAACGCAUAUUUAGGAAUAGUGUUGAUAAUGAUAAGAUAUAUGAGGUUAAGGAAUUAGCCUAUGAUGAAGCUCUUGAGCUCUUUCAUUUGAUAGCUUUUAGAAAUAAGUCUACCCCGGGUGAUUAUACAACUUUUGCAAAAGAGGUGGUAGAUUAUGCUGGAGGCAAUCCAUUGGCUCUUACAAUCUUGGGCUCCGUAAUAUUCUGUCAUUGCAAGAGCAAAGAAGACUGGGAAGGUGAAUUAGUGAAAUUAAAAAAAUUUCCUAACAAAAAAAUCCAGAAUGUAUUGAGGUUCAGUUAUGAUGGAUUAGAAGAAAAUGAGAGGGAGAUAUUUCUCGAUAUCGCCUGUUAUCACAAAGGGAAGCAUAUUGAUGAGGCAAAAAGAAUUUUAGAUGCCUGUGGUUUUUGUGCCAAUGCAGGAGUAAAAAUUCUCGUUGAUAUGUCUCUCAUAUCCGUAGGUGAAUAUUCAACACUUCAGAUGCAUGAUUUGAUACAAGAAAUGGGUCGGGAAAUUGUUCGUGAUCCAUGUGUUAAAAAUCCUGGAAAACACAGUAGAUUGUGGCUUGCAAAUGAUGUUCGUCAUGUACUGACAAAUAAUACGGGUACUGAAGACAUUGAGUGCAUGGCCAUGAAGAUGGAUCUCAUUAAAGAUUUAUACGUGAAUGUUGCAUCCUUCGAAAAGAUGCAUAAGCAAAGAUUACUAGAUCUAUACUCAUGCUCGUACACCAGGGGUGUCAACAAAUUGCACCUUCCUCCAGGUUUCGAGUUUCUCCCUGAGGCCCUUAAAUAUCUGGGGUGGGAUUUCUAUCCUUUGACAUCUCUGCCAUCGAGGUUUUCUUCAGAAAACCUUGUCGAGCUUCAUAUGCGCAACAACCGACUUGAGCAACUUUGGAAUAAAGGCGUGCAGGUUUGCUUAAUUUACUUUGAUUUGUUACAGAUCAAUCUUGGGAGCAUAAAACGUAUCGAUCUUAGUCACUCCGAGCACCUGGCUGAUGUUUCAGCUCUGAUUGAGAGUCCAACUCUCGAGAGCAUUGACCUUUGGGGUUGUAAAAGUUUGGUUCAACUUCCUUCAUCGUUUCAGAAUCUUGCCAAGCUUACUUCUCUUAGUCUGAAUGGUUGCUCCAAUCUCAAAAUUCUCCCAGAGAUGCCAGGCAAUCUGGAAGUCUUAGUGUUGAAUCGGACUGCAAUAGAAGAAUUGCCUUCAUCAAUUUGGUCUCUCGAGAAGCUUCAUCAUUUGGAUCUUGAAAUAUGUGAAGAGCUUAAGAAUCUUCCAAGCAGCACUUGUAGGUUGAAUUCGCUCCCAAUUCUUGAUCUACAAGGCUGCCGCUCUCUUGAGUCUUUGAUAGCAUCUUUGCCUGUCGAGCUACCUUCUGGGCUUGAGUACCUGUUCAUGAGGUUUUGUGAGAGUCUUGGGUCUUUGCCUGUCGAGCUACCUUCUGGGCUGGAGUACCUGUUCAUGAGUGAUUGUGAGAGUCUUGGGUCUUUGCCUGUUGAGCUACCUUCUGGGCUGAAGAUACUGGACUUGAGAAAUUGCAAGAGUCUUAGGUCUUUGCCUGUCGAGCUACCUUCUGGGCUGAAGAGACUGGAGUUGAUCUCUAGCAAGAGUCUUGGGUCUUUGCCUGUCGAGCUACCUUCUGGGCUGGAGUACCUGAACUUGAGCGAUUGUGAGAGUCUUGGGUCUUUGCCUGUCAAGCUACCUUCUGGGCUGAAGAGACUGGACUUGAGAAAUUGCAAGAGUCUUGGGUCUUUACCGAAGCUGCCAUGGCUUCUAGGACUGUUUGAUGCACAUGGCUGCACGUCACUAGAGACAGUCUCAAGUCCGAUGAGGACUGCACCCAUACAAGGUAGGGAUCAAUAUGUCAACCAUUCUGAAAAAUUCGAGGAACUUUUAUUUAUGAAUUGCGUGAAAUUGGAUCAGAGUGCACGGAGCAACAUAAUGGCUGAUGCACAGCUUAGAGUUAUGAGAAUUGCAACUGCAUCACGUCUCCUCAAUAAACCCCGUAUGAUUAAAAUUGUUUGUCCGGGAAAUGAAAUUCCAAAGUGGAUGAGGUAUCAAAGUGAGGGAUGUUCGAUAAAUAUCAAGCUUCCUCCUCAUUGGUUUCAUCAAGGCUUCCUCGGUUACGCUCUAUGCAUUGUGGUUGCAUUCAACAACUAUACGCCACCCGAUAUUAACAAUUAUUCCUACUUUGGUUGUGAAACCCAUCACAAAACUAACAAUAGUCACGAAGUUUGUUGGGAAGCCCUCCGUAUAAGCCUACCAGCUAUUCUCAUCAAUUCAGAUCAUGUGUUCGUGUGGUAUUUCUGCCCUGAAUUUGUUCGAUUAGAAAGUGCAAUCAAUCGUGAGGAUUGGGUAAAAGCAUCCGAGGCCUCUUUUGACUUCAAGUUGUACCAAAAUAUUAUUCAGACCCCAAAAGAAAGAAAUCUCUGUGACCGCUCCACUGUGAGGAGAAAUCUCUUUGACCCCUCCACUGUGAGGGUGAAAAGGUGUGGAGUCUCCUUGUUGUAUGCCCAAGAGAUUGGAAAAUUACUUGGGAGGCAUUGA
This is a messenger RNA of Rosa rugosa (rugosa rose), 3652 nucleotides long. RefSeq names its product disease resistance protein RUN1-like. The transcript is spliced from 5 exons. The coding region runs from base 116 to 3652 and encodes 1178 amino acids. The record is from RefSeq and is a predicted model, not a curated record. Gene Ontology annotation, molecular function: ADP binding. Gene Ontology annotation, biological process: signal transduction; defense response. NCBI's taxonomy places the organism in Eukaryota, Viridiplantae, Streptophyta, Magnoliopsida, Rosales, Rosaceae.